Molecule: messenger RNA, 846 nt
Organism: Amoebophrya sp. A25
Lineage: Eukaryota; Dinophyceae; Syndiniales; Amoebophryaceae
Source: the annotation of a GenBank genome assembly
AUGGUCUCGCCUCGUCUUUUUGACAAGUACAAAAGCGGUGCAGCGAGUACAACUUCUGGCGUGGCGACAAAUAAGUCGAACACGACAAAUUCAACAUCUGACUUCAGUCUGUCGUGGACACCUACAGCUCAGAGCAUGAUCGGAGAGCUUGAGGCAGAGGUGGAAGACCAAAACAAUUUGCUUGCGGAGUUGGAAAAAGAGCAGAAGGCACUACGCCAGGAACGCCAUGCAGACAUGAAAAGACUAAAACGGCUGUACAAUUAAGAAAAGAAAAGUGUUGACUAGUAUGUUAUUGCUUCAUCUACAUAAUGCGACUUUUAGUUUUAGAUGAAGUCCUGUACUCCUCCAGGCCUUCUUCAUGUUUGAAUUUCUUCGUGUUUCAACAGGUUCCAUUACUUAGGAGACCUAUUCAUCAUUGUCUACCGUGUAUAAGAAAUCUAAGACCAAGAUUUUCGGAAAGGUCCGCACUUGGGAGCAUUUCAGAACCUGGAGAGUCAAGCGCGAUAUGCACGAGUCUUUGCGAUGUUCGAGACAUCAGACGAAGCGACCAGCACAAGUUCGGCAAGGAAUCAUGGAGCAGACAAGGAUGGUCAACAAACAAAUGCCGAGAGCAGGACAGGAAUGGGCUCAUCAAGUAGCACAUUGGGGCUUCCACCUGAGUCAGAGAAAGUCAAUCAGAAAAAGAGGGAAGCAAUGCGAGAGCGAUUGUCCAUGCAAUUGGCUGAAGUGGUUGGCGAAGGGGUCGCUGAGGAACCCCUGACGGCAGAAGAGCGAUAUGCGAAGCAGGCAGAAGAGCGGCACGCGAAGCAGAUGCGGGAAAGAGGCAAGAAUACUACAGGUACAGAC